ACAGGACAGGUCAGAACCAUUUCUGCUCAUCCUUGCACAUGUGUACGAUUGUAUGAGAAAGGCCGAGUUUGAUGAACCUUUGUUUAAUGCAUGUUCUUGGAACUGUCGUUCUUUCUUGUAUGUCAUCUUAUUCCGCGGUUUCCUGACUUCGAUGCAGCAAUGAUCCAGAAGCUCUUCGAUCUUGAGGACUACGCCGGUACCUACCGCGAGACCCGCAACGCCUACCUCAAGGCUGCCAACCAGCUCAAGCUCGCCACCGGCCCCUACAAGGCCGCUCGUGAUGCCUACGUUGCUGCCACUGCCACCUACACCAAGUCCCUCUACGAGUAAAU
Guillardia theta CCMP2712 is the source of this 332-nucleotide messenger RNA. RefSeq lists its product as hypothetical. The record is from RefSeq and is a predicted model, not a curated record. NCBI's taxonomy places the organism in Eukaryota, Cryptophyceae, Pyrenomonadales, Geminigeraceae. Bases 160 to 330 code for a protein of 56 amino acids. The transcript has a single exon.